AAACAGCAUUAACUUUCAGUAUGUUGCUGAAAUGGACAGUGUGAAACUCUAUGCGAUACUGUUUGCCACAGGCUGUGUCUUACCUGUGUGCAUGGCUUUAGACUGUAACUGGAGGACACAGUUUGAAUACAGGGAGAGAUGUGAAACCUGCCCUUCAGGUCAAUUUCCCAUACCAGACUUUAGUAAAAACCAUCAGAGUUUAUGUGAGAAUUGCACACGAAAAGGUGAUCACUGCUUCUGUAAUAAUGCUUUGUGUGGAGAUGAAAAAUGUUCUAAAUGUUUAUCCGGUCCACUUUGCAAAUUGGGAGAAGAACUUAGGAGAACAGGUUUAUAUGACUUUACAUACAUAUGUGAAUCAUGUCCAAACCAAACCUACAAUGAUGAGGAGGGCAAAAUGUGCAAGCCUAUAUUAGACUGCAGAAAACAUGGUUUGAGAGUAAUAUUUCCUGGAAACAGUACUCAUAAUGCAAGAUGCGGUUGCUCAGAUAUACAAAACCAUAAUGGUUUCACCAACAAUGGCUUGGUGAAAACUAAUGGCUUGGUGAUUACUAAUGUCUUGGUGGUGUGUUUAGCUAUCACUGUUUUGGGAUGCCUGGCAAUGCUUAUUUAUAUCUGUAUCAAAAAGACCAGAGAACAGAGAAGACUGAAAAAACAUCUUCCAAUCUCAAGUUCCCUGAAAGUGCCCUGUGAUGAGUGUACAAGCUGCAAGCUGUCAAAAGAAGAAAUAGGAGAAGUGUAACCUUAGUGGUUUCGGCUACAUCAAAUCAGAAACAGAUCCACUGUCCAAAUAGGGAACCAAUCAUUCUGAAGCUUUAGGUCGGAGCUGUGAAACAUGUGUAAAUAGCAGCCAGCAUCUCUGUCUGGUACUAGUCCUUAAACCAAACAUUUUACUCAUGGAUAUACAGUAAACUGCAAGGAACAUAUCAACUCUGUAUGUUUCCCCACAGUCUUCAACAAAUCCCCAAACAUAUAAUGACCCACAACAUCUGAACAUUGAUGCAAAACCAGCUUUAUGUCAGCUUUAUGUUUAUUUUAGGUAAACCUACGGUGGCCGAGAAGUGCAAAACAAAUUAACUUAAAUCCGAAAACACAUUAACAAAUCUGAAAACAAAUUAACAAAUCCGAAAACACAUUAACAAAUGUGAAAACAAAUUAACAAAUCCGAAAAAGACAUUAACAAAUCCAAAAACAAAUUAACAAAUCCGAAAACACAUUAACAAAUCCGAAAACACAUUAACAAAUCCGAAAACAAAUGCACAAAUCCGAAAACACAACGACAAGUCAGACAACCCGGAAACGGUAGGCAUCGUUUUUGAAUGGAAACUUACCGAUCAUCGGACGAGACACCUGUCAUUUACCUGUAUAUCUUGAAUGACAGGUGUCUUGUAAAAUGAUCGGCAAGUUUCCUUUCGCAAACUAUACCUACCUUUUCCGAAAACACAACGACAAGACACCUGUCACUCAAGAUUUACAGGUAUGGAAUCUUAUGUGUAAUGUGUAAAGUUCUCCGUUUAAAUAUAAGAAAAUAACAGAAUUACUCCACAGUAACCCAUUCCAUCCAUCAAUUCCAACUUUUCCCUGCGGCAGACUGUUGAACUUCAUGUAUACCUUGAGUGACAGGUGUCUUGUCUUGUCUCAACAGGUGGGUUGUCUGAAUUGUCGUUGUGUUUUCGGAUUUGUUAAUGUGUUUCGUGCAACGAUUCAGACAACCCGGAAAAGGUAGGUAUAGUUUGCGAAAGGAAACUUACCGAUCAUUUUACAAGACACCUGUCAUUCAAGAUAUACAGGUAAAUGAAAGGUGUCUCGUCCGAUGAUCGGUAAGUUUCCAUUCAAAAACGAUGCCUACCGUUUCUGGGUUGUCUGACUUGUCGUUGUGUUUUCAGAUUUGUUCAUAUGUUUUCGGAUUUGUUAAUGUGUUUUCGGAUUUGUUCAUUUGUUUUGCACUUCUCGGCCACCGUAUAAACCAGGCUACUUUGGCUUAGACGCACAAAUAAUAUACAUAGUCAAAUAAUGGAAUAUGACUGAAAUGUGUUUUUGACUGUUUUGUGAUGAAUUCUUGUAGCAUUCUCACAUACUAGCACUUACCACUGCAUUAUUGUGUUUAAUUUUGCUCUUACAAUUGUUUCUGGCUAAAAAAGCAUUUGUUCUAAUUAUAUUGAAUUAUAUUGCCACACUAGUAUAAACUAAGUAAAAAGUGUCUAAAUAUUAGUAAAAUAAAUGUAAUUAUAAUAAUGUAAUAAUAGUGAUUAACAAUUUACAAUGAUAGUGAUAUUGUAAUGAAUGUAGUUAAACAUUAAAUGUUAUUAAACAGU
Molecule: messenger RNA, 2312 nt
Organism: Tachysurus vachellii
Lineage: Eukaryota; Metazoa; Chordata; Actinopteri; Siluriformes; Bagridae
Gene: tnfrsf18
Product: tumor necrosis factor receptor superfamily, member 18
Exons: 6
Coding region: 32-739 (235 amino acids)
Biological process (GO): positive regulation of cell adhesion
Cellular component (GO): external side of plasma membrane
Source: RefSeq, a predicted model, not a curated record